AUGGGUGUAAUUGUGGUGCCAGCUGGCCCCAGGGCGGCCCCCACGCUGAGGGGAGGCAGCUGUGGCGGGGCAGGUAAGCAGGGGCACCUGAGCCCUCAGGGAGCUGCAGAGGGAUCGGCAGCAGAAGCAGGAGGAAAGUGCUGCAUUUCUUCCAUUUUUUUCCUGCUUUUUGGUGUGCGGAGUGGCUGGUGGAACUGUGGACGCCGUGAGCUAGUUGUCUUCUGUUCUGGAUCGCAUGAAGUAAACCCUCCUACACCAAAUCCACCUGAGAAGUUCUCCCUGAUAAGGAAUAGGAUGGUGUCGUUUCUUCAGCCUUCUGAACCAGAAAUCUCUUGUAUCAUCGCCUCACGCUGCUCAUGGAUGACAUCUACAGAUAAUUUUGGAAGACCAGACUGGGUAUUGUCUUCAGUCAGUGUCCUGGUGUCUCAUGAGAGGCAGCAGCUGCUUCUGGAAAACAGUUCCUCCCAAGGAGUUGUUGAAGGAGACAUUUUCCUUCUGAACAUGAGUAGGCUGCCAGACAGAUGCAAGUUCAGCCUGCACAGCCCAAUCCUGCCUGGGAGCGUGGACUCUUGUUUGCUGGAACUAGCCGUAUAUUCACAGGAUGCUGUUCCUCUCCUCCAGAGAUUCACAGUUGAAAUCAGAUAUGUGGACACUAACAGAAAUAUAAUAAUUUCUCUGAAAGUUGGCCAUGAAGAGGAUGCUGGGGUGAAAUGGAAAUCCAUGAUGGCUCAGAUUGGCCGAAUAGAAAGACCUUUUAAAAUCACCUUGCUGUAUUCAAACUGUGGAGCACAAGAGACUGGACUACUGGCAGUGGGCUCCUUGCAGCUCACAAACUGCUUCCAUGAUAAAGAAAACCCAGAUCUUUCUAUAUAUAACAAAGGCUCUUCCUUCCCCUGCCUUCAUGGAGGCUGUGUUAGCCACUUACAAAUCUGUGAAUUCAUCAGUGAUUGCCCUACCGAAGAAGUGGAAGGAGUAAGAUGUGAUAGUCUCCCAGAAGGUUCACAUUGCUCUUUUGAAGAGGGUUCAUGUGGCUGGACACUGAAUGAAACUGCAGCAUUUCCUUGGUCUAUCAGUGGCUUUAAUGAAAUGAUUCACAACGGUUCAUUUGUAGGGUCUACCUUGCAAGCUACUGCAGGACACUUCCUCUAUCUGCGAGCAGAUAGCAAUCAGACAAAUGGCAUCGCCAAGGCCUUCAGUACCAGCUUGCCAGCUAGUAUUGCUACUGAAGAUUACCAGAUCCAAUUCUCAGUGCAUGUUUUUGGCAGCUACAAUGGUACCAUCUCCUUCUCUGCCAGGGAAGAAAAAAAUGGAGUUCCAGUUACCUUGCCAAUAUGGGAAAGAGCAGGGAGCUGGAGUGAUCAUUGGUUUCUCAUCACUUUACCAAUGCCAGUGCUUCAGAACAGGUUUCAACUGCAACUCCUGGCAACCUGGGGUUGGAAUUCCCAAGCUGACAUUGCUAUUGACAAUAUUACAUUUGGAAUGGACUGCUUUGCUGAUGGAAGACAGCCAACUCAUUUUAGUGGAAAGCAUCAGUACCCACGGGAGAUUAGUAGCCGUGAUGAGCAUCUUCUGAACCCCCUGGAAGAGCCCUCCCUCCCAGGGGACACGUCUGUUGUUCUUUGGUGGUUCUCAACAUGUGGUGCCAGUGGUCCACAUGGGCCAACUCAAGCUCAGUGUGACAAUGCCUACAGGGGCAGCAAUGUGUCAGUGAUUGUGGUGAAGGAGGGAAGGCUCCGGGGAGUGCAAGUCUGGAGAGUGCCAGCCACAAACCGAUACAGAAUUUCUGCCUAUGGAGCAGCUGGAGGGAAGGGAGCCAAAAACCACAAUGAGAGGUCCCAUGGGGUCUUCAUCUCGGCCACCUUCCAGCUGGAGAAAGAUGAGCUGCUGUACAUCUUAGUGGGGCAGCAGGGGGAGGAUGCCUGCCCUGGGGCCAAUCCUCAGACCCAGAAGAUCUGCUUAGGGGAGUCAUCUGUCAUUGAAGAAGAUUACAAAAAAAAAAAGGACUUGAAGGACUGGGCUGGAGGAGGCGGGGGUGGAGGAGGAGCAACCUACAUCUUUAGACAGAAGGAUGGGAUUUUCGAACCUUUGCUCAUCGCAGCAGGAGGAGGAGGAAAAGCCUAUUUGAAGGCUCAGGACAACUCCCUGGAUGAUGUUCCCCUGGAGCAAUUUGAGAACAGCACUGCAGUACCAGGAGUCAGUGGAAGAACUGGGGCAGCAGGUGGAGGUGGUGGCUGGCAAGAUGAGACUCUGCUUCCUCAAGCUGGGAAGUCCCUCUUGGAAGGUGGACAAGGGGGUCAAGCUUGUCAACAAGCAUUAGCCAAGCUCCAAUGGGCUACCUCUGGUGGUUUUGGUGGUGGAGGAGGAGCUUGUACGUCUGGUGGAGGAGGUGGAGGUUACAGAGGGGGGCAUGCCUCUAACAAUGAUGAUAUCACAGCUAGUGGGCAGUAUGGCAUCUCAUUUGUGAAUCCCAUUGGAGAGAUCUUCUUGCAUCCACUUGCAGCCGUGGAGAAUGAUGGUGAGGUGGAGGUUCAGAUCUAUCUUAACUGUAGCCACUGUCACUCAGACAACUGUAAGAGAGACCCUGACACCAACCUGCCUGUCUGCCAAUGUGAGAUGGGGGCUGUGCUCGCCAAUGACAAUGUCACCUGCACUGUGCCACACAGUCAUAUCCCAGAGGGACAUCUGCCUCUCCCACUCCUCCUAGCUGUGGUGGCUGUGAUUGUGAUGCUUGGAAUGAUCCUCACUGGUGGCAGCCUAUCUAUCAUUUAUCACCUGAAGAAGCAGCAACUGGAAGGAGCCAGAGCACGACUGCAGAGCCCGGAAUAUAAACUGAGUAAAAUCCGCACAUCAGCCAUCAUGACGGAUUACAACCCCAACUACUGCUUUGCUGGGAAGGCUGCCACUCUGAGUGAGCUGAAGGAGAUCCCACGGAAGAACAUCUCUCUGCUUCGGGCACUAGGACAUGGUGCGUUUGGUGAGGUUUAUGAAGGAACAGUAGUGGGCAUUGCAGGGGAUCCCAAUCCUCUCCAGGUGGCUAUUAAGACACUGCCAGAAGUCUGCUCUGAGCAAGAUGAGAUGGAUUUCCUGAUGGAAGCACUGAUUAUCAGUAAGUUCAAUCAUCAAAAUAUUGUGCAGUGCAUUGGUGUUAGCCUGCAGACGCUGCCUCGCUUCAUUCUGCUUGAGCUCAUGGCUGGAGGAGAUAUGAAGAGUUUUCUUCGACAGAAUCGACCUAGAGCGAAUCAGCCAUCCACGCUAACAAUGCAGGACCUGCUGAACAUAGCUAGGGAUAUCGCCUGUGGCUGUAAAUAUCUGGAAGAGAAUCAUUUCAUACACAGAGAUAUAGCUGCAAGGAAUUGCCUUUUGACCUGUACUGGAGCAGGUCGUAUAGCCAAAAUCGGUGACUUUGGGAUGGCCAGAGAUAUCUACAGAGCAAGUUACUAUCGCAAGGGAGGAAGAGCCAUGCUUCCUGUCAAGUGGAUGCCACCAGAAGCUUUCCUAGAAGGCAUUUUUACCUCCAAAACUGAUACCUGGUCCUUUGGUGUUCUUCUCUGGGAGAUUUUCUCUCUAGGCUACAUGCCCUAUCCCUGCAAAACUAAUCAGGAAGUGCUGGAAUUUGUCACCAGUGGAGGAAGAAUGGAUCCACCAAAGAACUGUCCAGGGCCUGUGUACCGCAUCAUGACGCAGUGCUGGCAGCACAGCCCAGAAUACCGGCCAAAUUUCUCUACCAUCCUGGAAAGAAUCAAGUACUGCACGCAGGACCCUGAUGUGAUCAACACAGAGUUGCCCAUGGAGUGUAGUCCAGCACCAGAGGAUGAAGGGAACACAGUUGUGCGCCCAAAUGUUUCCAGUGGGAUAGUGCCUCUGUUGGUGAGUCCUUCUCUUACACCUCAGAUGACACCUAAAACCCUGGAUUCCCACCGUCCUGGGCAAAAACUUGUACAAUGUCCACAAGAGCUACUGGUGGAGAACCUCAGCAACCGGGCUGCUCGAGGGCCCAGCCUGCCAUGCCUCAGCGAUUUCAGCACAUCCUGGAUCCAGAAUUCAAACCAGAAGUUAGAAUUCAGCAAUCCACCAACCCACAGACUGAAGAACAAAACUAAAAACCUUUGGAAUCCAACCUAUGGAUCAUGGGUGCUAGAGAACAUCAGUCACUUAAGCCCCACCUCCAAACUGAAAGCAACUCCAGAGCGAGAAGAUUCAGGCUUUGAUGGAAAUUGCAGUUCUUCUCCUAGUUCUCGGACAUCUCCAGCAUCUCCAAGUCAAAGCAACUGCCCUCACUUAGAUAUUGGUGGGAUUGAACUGGUGAAACUCCAGACUUUCCCCUGUGGUAAUGUAAAUUAUGCAUAUGAUGAUCUGUGCUAUGGCACUGAUCACCCACCAUCAGUUUUGACAGGGGUCAGAGCAGCUGUGCUAAGGAGCUCCAGUCUGCAUACAGAUGAGAAACCUUUUUAUAAAACAGAUAAAGCUGCAAGAGAGAGGGACUCCGGUCUGUCUUUGUCAGAUGAUCUGAGUGUUACACCAGUAUAACAGAAAAGAUUCCUCCAAAGAUCAGAGAAUGUGUUUCUGGAAGGGCAAACUUGAACUGCUUCCUAUUUCACGUAUUUCCUCCAUGUAAGUUCCUUUAGAGGGGUGAUGUUUCAACAUGAGGGGUGAUGUUUCGACAUCAGCAAUGAUCUUCUUCCUCCUUCUACCUGCCAGAUCCCCAGAUCAUUACAGACAGUUGCAUUUCUACUUCUGUCCACCGAAUGUGUUCCAUUGGACCAACUCAGUUGUAGAGAACAACAGCAUUGCUGCUCUGAGUCAGCAUACAGUACCUAACAAAAGACCUCUUUUUCAAUCAGCUCAGGUGAAAAGAAAUAGACUUAUCAUCCAACCAUAGUGCUUGGAUGGAAAUAAUGACCAACAUAGGCUGCUCUUCUUUCUGACCUAAGAAACCAAAAAUGCAUGCUGUGCCAGCAGUGAACAACUUGUGAAGACCUGCUGGAUUUCCUUGAGCUUUUUACGGUCCUGAAGACGUGCCUAAUGAUGCUCACAUAGUGACAGGAAAGUAGAUGAAUAGCAGCCACAUUUUCAUCUGUUUAAUAGCAGACCCUUUGAAAAACAUGAAGUAACUGCUUAAAUUGGAAGCAGCAAGAAGUAUGAAAAAAAAUCCAGGAUCCUCUGAGCAUGCAUUUUGAAAACAAGCAAUGAAGAGGAAAACAAAUUUACGAUUGAAAAAAAAAAUAGAUGGUGAAACUGAUGGUAUCUCUUUGAAUAACAAGGAAAAUGUGCUGCUUGCCUCAUGGUGUUGUGUUCUUCACAGCUCCUGGUGUGGAAGGGCAGGUGGCUUUCCAAGAAAGAGUGAGCUGACAGGGGUGAUGGGAAAUGGACUGUCUUCAUCUUUUAAUGGACUUUAUUUGGGAUGGACUUCGUUUUUGUAAGUAUUUUGAUACAUGGCAGUAAUUUCCUGUGCUAUGUUGAUAAGCAUUACUGAUGUUCUAAGGUAAUGGUAGAAUUUGGUAGGCUGCAGCUGGUUGCAAUUUUUAUAUAUACUCCUUUGAAGUAGAAACAGAGUAAUGCAAGGGAGCAGAGUGUAGACAACCUGCUUAAUACAGACAUCACCUUACAAUGCCCCUUUUACAGCAAGGCAAAAUAGCUCAGGCCACUUAAGAAAGCUAUAACUGUGACUUGGCUUCACAUACAGAUUGUCAUUCUCUUUAACCUUUCAAGCAUACAAGCUGGUUAAUGUAGUUGGUUUUUUGAAAGAUUAUUUCUAGGCUAUUUUCUGUUAUUUAGGGUCUAAACAGAUGUUUACUGGUUAAAGCCUGGAGCCUGGAAAAGUAAGUAACUUGGUUUAAACCUGAGCAGUCUCAGAAGCAUUUUGUCCCUGUCCCACUCUUGUACUGUGCAUAACCAACUUGCAGUGGCAAACUACAUGCUGCCUUUACAUGUAAUCAAGUUGUAUGCCAUGAUGUUGGCUAUAGAUUCCAUCUUGUUCUCUUCCAAAAGAGGUGCCCCAGUACAAACUACACAUAUAGGGAUUAGCUGUAUGCUUACAGUCUAAAGAUGUGGGUUAGCAGGAUAGAGAUUGCUUUGAAGACAAACUUCAUUUCCUCUGUCACUGAGGGCUGGAUACUGCUGAUAUGUCGUACUGAAUAGCACAGAGUGGAGAGUCUGAAUCCAUCCUUUGUCAGUGAAGUGCUUCUUCAGUUCAGGUUUAAUGCUUUGCUUAUCUGGCUUUGUACUUGUUCCCAGCUUCCUGUAGUCUUAGACCUUAAGCUUCAGAAUGAGUAGUUUUAUAUAUUCUGGUUUCCAGAUCUUACUGAUGAUGAUGAUGAUCCUUUUAGCAGUGAGCUGUAUAGCAUGAAAAAAAUUCCAAAUCCAUGUUGUGAGGUUACAAGUGCUUUUAGCCCAUUGUCUGUCCUACCUUGUGUCCAGGAACUGCUACAGCCAGGUAAGAUGAGGUAGAGUUAGCAGGAAAUUAUGGUACUCGUCCUUCUCCUUGCAGAUGCUAACAUUUCUGGUUAAGUCGCAGGCAGCCCACCUCUACAACCUGCUUGUCAAGAAUAAACAGACCUAAUCUUGGCUAGCUGGAUUAACAGCAGCUCAUCUAUAUACAAUAAUGCUAGCAUUCCAGUGAGAAGCAGGCGGGGGAUCCCUGCUGAGCUCACUUUGAGCUACCGUUGUUUUUCACAUACGCAGCAUGUGCUUCAACUUCAUUCAUGAAUUUAGAGAAGCAAAUAUUGAUAAAACUACAUAAGACAUUGAAAAAUAAAGUGAGAAAAGUAAAGUGAGAGCAGAGUAAAGUUGGUACUAUAGUUUCCACUACUUACCAGUGCUACAGGUGGUCUUGCAUGCAGCUCUCUCUUAAUUUAUUCAUAAAAUGUAAGCAAGUUCAUCAGUCUAGCACUUUGGACAACACAGAUGUUUUCAACGAAUAGUUAAGUCAUAUUUAUAUAUACAGAAAGAACAGGGAAAAAGCUCCACUGAACUACAGUAAACCUCCAUCCAGCCCAAUAUCUUAUCUCUAUGAGUGACCAAUAGCAGGGUGUUGAAGGGCACUUGUAAGAGUAGAAUAAGCAUGCAGUGAUUAUCUCUUACAUGAACAUUGCUAGUUUACAACAGCAUGUAGCUCAGGGUGUACUGAGUCAGAUGUCUCCUAACAAGACAGAACGUGGAUCUGUGCAGACCAAAUAGGCACUAAAAGAAUUGUCUGAGAACUUUAAGCAUCUGCAUUAGCAACGUGCUUUUUAUGUGUGUUCUUACCUCCCUCAAGUAGAAAUAAAGGUAAGCAAACUUCUGUCAACACAGACACCACCAUUCUCUGAUCUGUAAUAGCUUUUCUGCGUGUAUCUGAUCUCUUAGAUGCUUUUCAAAAACCUCAUAGUAAAGAUUUUUUUAAAUGACAAUACAGGAGGAAAUAAUGCUAAUACUGCUCCUACUGUGAUGCAAUAUGCUGUCCAAAACAGGUUAUCUAAAAAGAAAAAUAACUCUAAAUAAUGUAUACUACAACCAAGCACUAAUUCCUACAAUUCUUAGACUGUUAAUACAACGACAGAUUUCACAGUGUCCAAAUUUUACCAUUUCAAAAUACCAUUUACUUGAAAUAGUCUUUUAAGGAGAUGCGCAUAGUGCAAAAUGAAUGAGUUUAACCCAUACUGUCAAAAUUAGAUUACUUGGGCAACUAAAGCCCAAAAAAAUGAUUUUGUUAUGGAGAGGAAUGACUUGAGCUGGAGACUAGCAUUAUUUAGUCAUGUAAUCCACAUGGAAAGUCUUCCAACAGCUCCCCAGUGAAGAAUCUGCCCUGUAUAGGUAUCUAUAAAUUGUUCUUCCCAUUGAGUGUCUACAUUUUAACAAAGACUAUCUAUCUACCACCUCAGUUUUAGAUGUGUGUAUAUAGAGAUGUUUUUUUUUUCUUCUGGAUUCUGCAUUAGUACUUUAUGUUCCUUCAUGCAGCCUCACACCUACAUUUUAAGAGGACUGUAAUAACAAAAGAUGAAAUAAUGCGAAUUUCAAUUUGUCUUUUUUUUCUUUUCACAUUCGUUGAUAUUCUUGUUAUCUUUUCUCUCCUCUACUUCAAGAGUUUUGCAUCUUCAUUUUCCCUUUAAACAGACAGAAUUUUUAACUGUGCACAGAUUUAAGGUUUCCACUUACAUCAACCCUUUUCCCCAGGUAAGUUCUCCACUUACUUGCCAGUGGGCUGGUGUACACUGAGACAGUUUCACAGAUAUAAUUACAUAGAUAUGGGCUUUUGCACGUAUAACUUAUUCCACCUCCAAUACCCUCCUACUACCUUACCUGAAACAGAACUCUACUGCUGGGAAUAUGGUUUUCCCCAAAGUAUGUGCAUCUCUGCAGCAGCGUGAGCCAGGGAUCACUCUUCAAACUGCUGAGCAGCAGUGCUAUGCCAGAUGAGUUUUCUCCUGCAGCUGUGGCAUUGCUCUUCCUGCUCCUAGCUGGAGCAAUCUGAUGCAGAGACCUUAGGCAUGACAUCACUAACAUCUGCUAGUCUCAUCACACAACACUUUUGUUUAAUUGAACCAGUUCUGAUUUGUUGUUACCUCUGAACACGGCAGCACUUCUUGUCAACUUACCUUUUUGGGUGACUACUGUGCAUAAGUAGAUGACAAGCCUGCUUCUAUGCAAUUUCAAGUUGGACAAAUGUAUACUUUAUAUUUGCAACACAAAAUAAAGAGAUGCUAAUGCUGACUACUUGUUUUCCUCUGUGUUAAAUACAGUUUGCACACAGGUAAGAGGACACCAUCUUGCUUGAGAAAGGUUGCCAGUUGUGGAGGACUGACUCCAGGAACAGAGCACUGUUUAUCCCCUACUACCACAAAAGACAGCCUUGUGGAAACAGUUAACUGCUCUGUGUGCAAAGUACAUCUUAACGCAUUAUUUUUUAAUAUGCUGUAAGAAUUGGAUUUUCGAGAGAUAACUUACUUCUAAGAAAGCCUUCAAACUUCGCAUGGUGUUGGGAACAAAGCUGCAAUGUCAGCUUCCAGAUGUCUCAGAACCAGUUUUAUUUCAGGAAAUAGUAGGUUCUAAGCCUAAAACUGCAAGAAACACUAAAAUAAUAAGGUUUUGUCUCUAGCAUUGGGAAGCUCUUUAAGAAAAUAUUAUUCUUCUGUGACCAAAUCACCACGGAUGCCCUUUUUUCCUUCAGUCUCAUGUAUUUAUUAGCAUACACACUUAAGAGUAACAAACACUCAGCCAAUACAGUCAAAAGUGACCACAGUCAGCAUUGCAUUGUAGUGUUCAGAACAGAAGCACUGUUGACAAUACAGGUCAUUUGAUCUCAGUACUGUAAGAAUAACAAAAAAUAAUGACACCAAUACAAAAAAAAAAAGCAAGAGCCCUGUGAGAUACUCACGAGUUUAGUCCAAAUCCCAUUGAAAUCUUUCCCUAUCAUCAGAACUGAAUCGUAAUCAGAUGUUAAGUGAAUAUUCCACGUGCAAAAUACAGAGGCAUUUUAAUUAGCAUCACUUUGGUUAAACUUAAUCCAAAUGUAUAUCCAUGGGGAACCUUAAUGCCUAUCAUUUUUAAACUCAUCCAAUAUGCUUCUUUAUGUACUUCUUUUUAUGUUGUACCUUCCACCAAAGAACCUCAAGGCAUCUUGCAGGCAAAAAUGAAGUACAGCCUCAUACCAUUCUGUGAGGUAUGAGUAGUAUUACUACUAUUACUAGUACUAUUAAUAGUAUUAAUAGUACUAGUACUAUUACCAUCUGUAAAACAGGAACAAAACUGAGGCCGAGGAUAGCUGCCCAAGGCCAAAACACAAGUCACUGUCAAAGCUGGGGAAGAGAAGUCCUAUUGCUAGAUUCACACUGAACUCUGCUGCAUCUAUCUAGUGAGCUUAAUGACCUUGGUGCCUAACUCAGAUGUUAGCUGCUCCAUGCCUGGACAAGCUAUCUUCCCAUGUUGUGGAAACACAUGUGAUUUCAUUGUCUCCAAAGUGAGGGACUACCCCAGCAGAAGCAUUUAAAGAACUGUGUUCCGGACUUGUACGUGAGCAAGUGCCUUGGUUAUCCUGCAUCAGCUCUUAUAUGGCAAAUACCUGUGAUGUUGAUCUCAUACAAAUGUAAGCUUGUUCAAGGCAACUGACUCCAUAGCAAAAGAAAGGUAUCUGCUUCCUCACGGUAGCACGUGAAUGUACACAAAGAGCCACUCAGGGACUUCUGAUGUGAAUCAAGGUUAUCUAACUUACCCUGUGAUCAUUUGCUCAUGAUCUCACAGCCUCCAGUCCCUGAGAGCUCCAGUCCUCACAUUUGCAGUCCUAUACUUGCCAUUUGCUAAUGAAAAGCUCCCUCCUUUGCACCUUUCCUGUAACAGCAGCAUAAUAUUAGAUUGUGGUUUCUUCCUUUCUAGCUCUUUGAUAAGCCAAAGAGUAAUUUUAAAACAAACUUACUAGAACUAUUUAGCAUCUAGAAUGAAUUUCCAGAAUAAGGAAACAAGGACUGCUAUAGCUGAGGUUUUCCUUCUCCCCUCUCCCACCCCCAUCUUCUCACCUACUGCACAGCCCUGAAGAGGUUCCCUUGUUAUCUCCAAGAUGAGGGUCUACAAACCACCCUCGGAGGUGCUAGCAGCAAUCAGGUUUCUGAAGUACUGCUACCACAUUGCUUCUACUUCUUUAAAACAAGACAUGAAUUCCAAAAGUUCAUGACACAUUCUCAAGUGAUGCUGGAGUAUCAGCUAACUUUUACCUCCUAAAUCCACCCCCAUCCAGAAAAUAACACACUGAUGCAAAAGGUUCACAUAUGUUAACAGAAAAAAGCAUUAUGAAAGUUAAUUAGGCAAAACACUAAUUAAUUGUAUCACCCUGUCUCAUUAUACUUUAUUUAACCUUUUCCAGUUCUGUCUGUUUUUGGUUGUUUUUUCCCUAAAUCCCUGAAACUGCAGUCUUAGAGAAAAUGCCUUGUUAUUAAAGGUAGUCCUGUGAGAUUUAUUUACUCCUUUUUUCUCCUUAAGCAUUGCUAGCUGAUAGUUUACCUGUUGGCUGCAGAAAAAGAGGAGGACUUUUUCUUAAUUAAAAAAUAGUAUAAAAAUCACCACAGAUUAAUUUGUCAUCUCAUAGCAAUUCCAAAGUUAGAAGGCAUCAGAAAUUACAACAUGCAAGUUCAAUACCGGAAGCUCACCACAACUUUAAAAAAAAAAAAA
Messenger RNA from Phasianus colchicus (ring-necked pheasant), 11136 nucleotides. Lineage: Eukaryota; Metazoa; Chordata; Aves; Galliformes; Phasianidae. The record is from RefSeq and is a predicted model, not a curated record.